AUGUCCUCCUCUCUUGCAGAGAUCUCUUACAGAGAAGCUAGCAGCGUAGCCGUUCCCACAGUUUUCCUAAUAUUCUCUGUCCUCGCAGUUGUUCUGCGAGCAUAUGUGAGAAAAAGGCUACUGAGAGUUUUCCUUGUCGAAGAUUGGCUCUGUGUCCUGACCCUCGUCUUCUUCAUUACUCAAACCGGCCUACUUUUCGAGUUUGACAGUCUUCUGCAGUCAUUCAGCUUCGACUUCGGGACUUUUGAGAAGAUAAUCAAUGCAUUGCAGGUAGUCAUUUCUGACGUCGUUCUCUACCUUUGCAGCUCUAUCACGCCCAAGCUGUCGCUUGCGUUCUUCAUUUUGCGCUUCUUGCUGGAGCGAUGGCAGCGUAUGCUAGUAUAUGCCAUGCUUGCCAUCUUCGUCGCGGACAGUGUCGCCUCCAUGUUCCUUGUCCUGUUUUGGUGCUCCGAUCCUACACAGUAUGCAGCAAAGACAUUGUCAGAUCAAUGCGUUGGCACGAUCAAUGGCCUCAAUGCUGUCAACAUCCUGCAAGCUAUCCUCAAUGCUAUGGCUGACUGGCUCUUUGCUACUUUACCUGUCAUCAUCAUUUUCAGGGCCACUACAAUGGACAAGCGCGAAAAAUUGAUGGUCGCAGGCAUCUUCGCAUUUGCCAUCACCGGAUCAGUGGCUGCGAUACUUCGGGCUGUCUUUUGGCCAGCUCUGACGCAUGGUACCUUUUCUGGAUUUCGCACUGGUAUGACAUGGUGUACUAUUGAGAUAGGCGCUGAUCUUGUUGCUUCUUCAGCUGCUACCUUGAGGCCAUUGUUCGAACAACUACAUCUGUUUAAAAUUCGGCGCAGAGAGACCAGCGGCACUGAUCAUUCAGGGCAAGGUGUGGCUCACACCGAUUCUGAAGCCAAGCAAAGCAACAUCACUUCUACAUGCACCGUAUCCAUUACUCACAAGGAGUGGUGGGAUUUGGAGCCCUAUACGUCAGCAUGUCAGGAAGCCCUUCCAAUUCCGGGAUCAGCUGCACAAGGACGAUGCGAUUGA
Messenger RNA from Aureobasidium namibiae CBS 147.97, 1035 nucleotides. RefSeq lists its product as uncharacterized. The transcript has 2 exons. Bases 1 to 1035 code for a protein of 344 amino acids. The record is from RefSeq and is a predicted model, not a curated record. NCBI's taxonomy places the organism in Eukaryota, Fungi, Ascomycota, Dothideomycetes, Dothideales, Saccotheciaceae.